AUGCCUCUCUCCGAUAUCAUCAACGUCGAGAAACAAUUGGCAUUCUAUGGCGCAUACCAUUCAAAUAAAAUAAAUGUCCUCAUCCAUGUCGUAUGCGUUCCAUUAAUUGUCUGGUCCUUUCAGGCUUUGGUAGCUCCGUUGCCCGUUCCCUCUUUCUUUCCUGCCUACCACCACGUUGUCAAUAACUACAUGGUUUUCGACGUGAACUAUGCCACUGUCAUGGGCGUCGUUUAUUUGGCCUACUACUUCAUGCUUGAACCUAUUGCCGCUUUGCUCUACACGCCCAUGAUGACCGUGACUGUCCUGACGGCUACAGCAUUUUCCCAGAGGCCGGGAUUUACCUCACAGGCCAUCGCUGUUCAUGCUUUCUCUUGGAUUGCUCAAUUUGCAGGCCAUGGAUUUGCCGAAGGGCGAGCCCCGGCCUUACUGGACAAUUUGCUCGGUGCCGUUGUGCUUGCUCCCUUUUUUGUGCAUCUUGAAGUUCUCUUUCAUCUUGGUUACCGCCCAACGAUGCAGAAGCGCAUUAACAAUGCCAUCGGUGUCGAGAUAACCAAGAUUCGCAAGGCAGACGGUGAGAAACGUCGCAAAACCCAGUGA
Molecule: messenger RNA, 597 nt
Organism: Psilocybe cubensis
Lineage: Eukaryota; Fungi; Basidiomycota; Agaricomycetes; Agaricales; Agrocybaceae
Exons: 5
Coding region: 1-597 (198 amino acids)
Biological process (GO): sphingoid catabolic process
Cellular component (GO): endoplasmic reticulum
Source: RefSeq, a predicted model, not a curated record